GCGGGCGGGGCGGCCAAGGCGGCGGCGACGCGGAGACGGGCGCGGGCCGAGGGCGCGAGCCGACCGGGUGCACCGACGACCAUGGCCUCCAAGUGCCCCAAGUGCGACAAGACCGUGUACUUCGCUGAGAAGGUGAGCUCGCUGGGCAAGGACUGGCACAAGUUCUGCCUGAAGUGUGAGCGCUGCAGCAAGACGCUGACGCCAGGGGGCCACGCCGAGCAUGACGGGAAGCCGUUCUGCCACAAGCCCUGCUACGCCACGCUGUUCGGACCCAAAGGUGUGAACAUCGGCGGCGCCGGCUCCUACAUCUACGAGAAGCCCGCCGCAGAGGGCCCGCAGGUCACCGGCCCCAUCGAGGUGCCCGUGGCCCGAGCCGAGGAGCGGAAGGCGAGCGGCCCCCCGAAGGGGCCCAGCAAAGCCUCCAGCGUCACCACCUUCACGGGGGAGCCCAACAUGUGUCCUCGCUGCAACAAGAGGGUCUACUUCGCCGAGAAGGUGACGUCUCUGGGCAAGGACUGGCACCGGCCGUGCCUGCGCUGCGAGCGCUGCGGGAAGACGCUGACCCCGGGCGGGCACGCGGAGCACGACGGCCAGCCCUACUGCCACAAGCCCUGCUACGGAAUCCUCUUCGGACCCAAGGGAGUGAAUACCGGAGCUGUGGGCAGCUACAUCUACGACAGGGACCCCGAGGGCAAAGUUCAGCCCUAGGCCCCUGCCUGCCCAGGGCCCGCGGCGGCUCCGCGGGGGAGUCCUGCCUCCGUUGGUCCGGGCGCAAGUCCAGGGCCUGCGUGUUGGGGAGGAGGACGCCAGUGGGCUUCUCCAGAAGAGACCGCCCACCAUUGCCCUCGGCGUGCCCGCCUGUGCCCGCACCGCGCCCCUCUGUGCCCUUGGGCCUCCCUGCCUGUGUGACCCCACGUGUCCUCAUGUCUGUGUCUCCUGGCCCCGCGUGUCCCCAUGGGCCUGGGCGAGUCUCACUCUCCUCCCACUAUUUAUCUCCCUUUGCGGGGGGCCACAGCCGCACCCCAGGACGAGGCCUCUGCUGUCUCCCACGCUGCCUCCCAAGCACUGCCCACCACCCUCACGUGGUUCACACGCAACGCAGACUUUUGCUCAAUAAAAUGUUUGAGGAUC
Eptesicus fuscus (big brown bat) is the source of this 1131-nucleotide messenger RNA. Its product is annotated as cysteine-rich protein 2. Lineage: Eukaryota; Metazoa; Chordata; Mammalia; Chiroptera; Vespertilionidae. The record is from RefSeq and is a predicted model, not a curated record. The coding region runs from base 82 to 708 and encodes 208 amino acids. The transcript is spliced from 8 exons.